Molecule: messenger RNA, 2656 nt
Organism: Erythranthe guttata (spotted monkey flower)
Lineage: Eukaryota; Viridiplantae; Streptophyta; Magnoliopsida; Lamiales; Phrymaceae
Source: RefSeq, a predicted model, not a curated record
UAGAGUUCCCUUCUUCAAACCUCAGUGCCAAAAACCCUACUGACUCUCCAUUUGAGGUUCCAUGUUCUGAAAACCAAAACAGAGUGGAGUUGAAUGAACAUUUGAUUUAAGAUUGCAAUGAUUGUUCGGUGUCUAAUUUCAAACGGAGCCCAUGUCUGAACUCUUGACAUCUCUCUUUUGUUUUGGUCUAGCCAUGUUCAUUUUCCUUCGCAGCCUCAAAACCUCUCAUUUUCAUGGUGUAAGCUCAUCAUCCCUAUUCACUCCCUGUUUUUACUUUUCACAAAAUAUACUCACUCAUUUUUUCUGUUCCCGUUGCUCUUUCUCCACAACUCUUAAUUUUACCACCGAUUCUAAUGAACUUUUCAAUUUGGAAACGAUUAAGAAAGCCGUGAGUGAAGAAAGAUGGAAUGAUUUUCGGGUUUCGGGAUUCUUCGAUUCGGCAUUGUCCCCCAUUUGGGUGUCGAAAAUCUUGAUCGGACUGAAGCAGGAUCCUGCACUAGCUUUCAAGUUGUUCAAGUGGGCCGAAACCCAAAUCGGUUUUCGCCAUACGACCGAGAAUUACUGCGUCGUUGCUCACAUUCUGUUUUGUUCGAGAAUGUACUCGGAUGCCCACAGUGUUCUUCGUCAAUUGGUUCUUUUACAUAAUAAUAAUAAUAUACAACCGUUUCCUUCUUGUACUGUAUUGGAUGUGUUGUGGUUGACUCGGAAUGUUUGCAUUGCUGGUUAUGGGGUGUUCGAUGAGUUAUUUAGUGUAUUCGUUGAGUUGGGAAUGCUCGACGAAGCUAGGGAUUGUUUCUUGAAAAUGAGAAAUUUUAAAGUGAUGCCGAAAGCACGUUCGUGUAAUAAUCUAUUGCAUAAGUUUUCGAAGGUGGAGGAUAGAGCGUUGGCGAAGAAGUUUUUCAACGAUAUGGUUGAAGCUGGAAUUGCUCCGUCUAUAUAUACGUACAACAUAAUGAUUGGGUUUUUGUGUAAAGUCGGGGAUUUAAAAGCUGCCAAAAGCUUGUUUGUUAGAAUGAAGAACACGGGUGUUUUUCCCGAUGUUGUUACCUACAAUUCACUUAUAGACGCGUACGGAAAAAAUGGGGAGUUGAGCGAGGCGGUUUGUAUGUACGAGGAGAUGAAAGAAGCCGAGUGUUUUCCAGAUUUAAUUACUUUCAAUACGUUGAUUAAUUGCUUUUGUAAAUACGAUAAAAUGCCUACGGCGUUCACCUUUCUUCGAGAGAUGAAGGAGAGCUGUAUUAAACCUAACGUUGUGACGUAUAGCACAUUCAUUGAUGCUUUUUGUAAAGAAGGAAUGUUGGAGCAGGGUAUUAAGUUCUUUAUCGACAUGAGACGAGUUGGUUUGACUCCUAAUGAGUUUACCUAUACUUCUCUAAUUGAUGCAAAUUUUAAAUUGGGGAAUACGGAUAAUGCUCUGAAAUUUGUUAAAGAGAUGUUCGAAGCUGCUCUGAAGUUAAAUAUUGUCACGUAUACUGCAUUGCUCGACGGGCUAUGCGAACACGGUAAGAUAAAUGAAGCAGAGGAAGUUUUUAAGGCUAUGGUGAAAGACGGGGUUGUACCGAACAGGAUUAUGUAUACAGCUUUUAUGCAUGGAUACCUUAAAGCCAAAAGAAUCGAUGAUGCUAUGAAGAUUCUUGAAAUAAUGAAGGAUAAUAAUAUCAGACCCGAUUUAGUUCUUUACGGAACUAUAAUUUGGGGGCUCUGCAACGUGGGAAGAUUCGAUGAUGUGAAUGCAUUGUUGGACGAAAUGAAGGAGCAUAAUGUAGAGGUCAGUGAAGUGAUAUAUACAGCCCUUAUCGAUUCCUAUUUCAAGGCGGGGAAAAACGUAGAGGCACGGAAUUUGGUUAGUGAAAUGAAGGAAAGAGGAAUAAAUCUGACAAUCGUGACGUAUAGUUCGUUAGUUAAUGGUUUGUGCGGAUUGGGAUAUGUUCACGAGGCGAUAGAUUAUUUUAAUUGUAUGAAAAGUUCUGGCUUGCAACCCAAUGUUGUUGUCUAUACAUCACUCGUUCACGGUCUCUGUAAAAACGAACGCGUCGAGGAUGCUAAGAAGGUGUUUGUGGAAAUGACUGAGAGGGGAUUGGUUCCGGAUAAAAUUGCGUACACUUGUUUGAUCGAUGGGACGAUGAAGCAGGGAAAUAUUGAGGAAGCGUUGGGUCUCGUAAAGAGAAUGGCUGAAAGUGGGAUUGAGUUGGAUCUUCAUGCGUACACGUGUUUAAUUUCUGGGCUGUCUAGAUUUGGUCAGCUUGAGCAAGCGAGGGCGUUGCUUUAUGAGAUGAUCGAGAAAGGAGUUGAGCCCGACGAAGUUGUUUACAGUUGCCUUAUACACAAGUAUCAUGAGUUUGGUAACACGGAAGAAGCUGAUUUAUUACUAGACGAAAUGGCGGGAAGGGGUCAUGCUCCUAUUACUAGAUGAGUUUGGCAAUAAAAACUUAUGAUUUUUUCUGAUGUAUUGUGACAUUUGACGACAUGAUCUUGAGGCAACGCAUUGAGUUCUUGAACUUCCAACUUGCAGUGAGAGAGAUUCCCACAGCGGAAAAUACCAAGUUGAGGAAUCAUCUUUCCAAGUCCAUGUUGUCAAAUGAGUUACCGUAUCAUUCAUCAAGGCGAAUAUCGGAACGAGCCCGUUGAAAUGAAAAAAAAAAAAAAAAACUACUUU